UCUUCUUCAAUUCAACCUGGUAGAACAGGACCCAAACCUACAUAACCCUCCGACUAAAGUCUCAAAAACCCAGUCGCGACAUCAAUGGCCGCUUGUCUCCAACUCAACGCUAAACCCUUCACGCCGCUUGUCUCUCCUCACCCAUACUCCAAACACUCCUUCAAGCCUACUAGUAGGGUCAGCUGCUCCGCCGCCGCCGCCACACCCUCAAAACGCUACUCCAUCACCCUUCUUCCCGGCGAUGGCAUUGGCCCCGAAGUCAUCUCCGUCGCCAAAAGCGUCCUCAACCUCGCUGCCUCCAUUGAAGGGAUCGAGUUUAAAUACCAUGAAAUGCCUGUGGGUGGGAAUGCCUUGGAUUUGACUGGAGUGCCCUUGCCUGAAGAGACCCUUUCGGCAGCUCAGAAAUCCGAUGCAGUUCUGCUUGGAGCAAUUGGGGGGUAUAAAUGGGAUAAAAACGAGAAGCAUUUAAAACCAGAAACUGGGUUGCUUAAGCUUCGGGAAGGUCUUAAAGUGUUUGCAAAUUUAAGGCCAGCAGUUGUUUUACCGCAGUUGGUCGAUGCCUCUACUUUGAAGAGAGAGGUUGCCGAAGGCGUUGACCUUAUGGUUGUAAGAGAGCUCACUGGUGGCAUCUACUUUGGACACCCAAGGGGUUUUGGCACUAAUGAAGAGGGUGAGGAGUUUGGUUUUAAUACCGAGGUGUAUGCAGCAUAUGAGGUUGAUCGGAUUGCUAGAGUUGCAUUUGAGACUGCUAGGAAGCGGAAAGGAAAGCUCUGCAGUGUUGACAAAGCAAAUGUAUUGGAGGCAUCAAUGUUUUGGAGAAAAAGAAUAACGGAAAUAGCUUUGGAAUAUCCUGAUGUGGAACUCUCACACAUGUAUGUUGACAAUGCCGCGAUGCAACUUGUUCGGAAUCCAAAACAGUUUGAUACAAUUGUGACCAACAACAUUUUUGGCGACAUACUAUCCGAUGAGGCCUCAAUGAUCACUGGAAGUAUUGGGAUGCUUCCAUCUGCUAGUCUAGGAGAUUCUGGUCCUGGACUUUUUGAACCGAUACAUGGUUCUGCUCCAGAUAUUGCUGGGCAGGAUAAGGCAAACCCAUUAGCUACAGUUCUCAGUGUUGCUAUGCUUCUCAAGUACGGGUUAGGAGAAGAAAGUGCUGCUAAAAGAAUUGAGGCAGCAGUACUAGAUACCUUGAACCAGGGUUUUCGCACGGUUGAUAUAUAUUCAACUGGAACGAAGUUGGUAGGAUGCAAACAAAUGGGCGAAGAGGUACUCAAGUCGAUUGAUUCCCUAAUUCCUUCUGCAGUAUGAAGUUAGCCCGAACCUAAAAUGAUUUGAGGGAGUAAGCAGAGCUAUUUUGAUAUAAACUGAAAAGCAGUCUUUUCCGAUGAGAGUUAUUCUUCCCUUCUUUUUCUUCAAGUCUUUGUAGCGUGAAAAUGUUGAUAAUUACAUGGAAUAGAACACUGUAUUUUGUUUAUAAACUUCCAUGAUCACUGGCCUUUGAAUUGAUAAGGUCAAUGCAGCUUGUCUAUCAACA
This is a messenger RNA of Argentina anserina (silverweed cinquefoil), 1534 nucleotides long. RefSeq names its product 3-isopropylmalate dehydrogenase, chloroplastic-like. Bases 85 to 1308 code for a protein of 407 amino acids. The record is from RefSeq and is a predicted model, not a curated record. The transcript has 11 exons. NCBI's taxonomy places the organism in Eukaryota, Viridiplantae, Streptophyta, Magnoliopsida, Rosales, Rosaceae. Gene Ontology annotation, molecular function: NAD binding; 3-isopropylmalate dehydrogenase activity; magnesium ion binding. Gene Ontology annotation, biological process: L-leucine biosynthetic process.